Tetranychus urticae (two-spotted spider mite) is the source of this 1007-nucleotide messenger RNA. RefSeq lists its product as uncharacterized. Gene Ontology annotation, biological process: chromatin organization; regulation of DNA-templated transcription. Gene Ontology annotation, molecular function: sequence-specific DNA binding. Lineage: Eukaryota; Metazoa; Arthropoda; Arachnida; Trombidiformes; Tetranychidae. Gene Ontology annotation, cellular component: nucleus. The record is from RefSeq and is a predicted model, not a curated record.
CGGAUAGUUAUGCAGCUAUGCCAAAAAUUUUAUUGAAAUAAACAACAAAACGGUUCGAAGUGCUCAAAGUAACAAAGAAAGUUGUUUGUUUGUGGAAAUAUUAUAUUAUUGUAUUAAUAUGGACACCAAUGUAGACAAAGAAAAGGAGAAUCAAGUGGCAAGCGAUGAACCAUCUGAGAAAAAUAAUCGUCCAAUUGAAGCCAGUCUGAAUCCUUGCUGUUCAUCGUGUUCAAUUACAGAAUCAAUUGUUUGGUGUAAAGAUAAGGACAACAAUGUUUUGUGUAAAUUAUGUUCCAAAGCUAAAAAUCUUAAAGGUAGGAAAAAAGGAAAGGCUCUUAAGGAAUCUGGUUCCAAUCAUACAAGAUCUGAAGAGGUAGAUAGUAGGAAUAAAGGUGAUACCAAUGCUGAGAGCUCAAAAACCGAUGAAAAAGUUAACUGUGACAAUGAAACCUCAGGCCGAACAAAUACAGAAGUUAGAAAAUCAACUCGGAAAAGCAGAUUCAAACAAGCAAAUCAAGGGAAAUCAAAUUCGUCGAAAAGCAAAGGAAGACGAAAUAUUUUCAAAAAAUGUGUAUACAAAUCUCCUUCAUCUGUCAUUACUCCGAUUACAUGUGAUGCAGUUUAUUACAAUGGAUUUUUCUAUCAAUCAGGGGAUGUUGUUGAACUCACUGACUUCAUGGGCUCUGUAUAUUAUGCUCAGUUGAGAGGGUUUUUGCAGGAUCAGUAUUGCGAGAAAAGUGCGGUAAUUACCUGGUUAUUGCCCACAAAAGCUUCGCCUAAGGACUAUUUCGACCCAACCACCUACAUAUUGGGACCAGAAGAGGAUAUUCCCAGAAAAUUAGAUUGUAUGAAAUUUGUUUGCAACUGUCCAUCCGACUAUUUCAAAGCAUUAGAAUAUCCAGUUGGCGCACCCGCCUGUUCAGCAAGGGAAGGUGGUUUUAUAUGGACUCGUUUAGGUCCAUCCACAGCGCAAAAAACGUAAUAAAUAUAAUUAUAGCAUCAUUUAA